AUGCAGAGAAGCUCUAUACUUUUAAUCAUUUUCAUCAGCUUAUUUGUUUCCCUGAGGGAAGUUAACGCAAGUGGAAGUGCACCUAAAACUGUGCAAUGGCAAUCAGAUAUGGGGUCAGCUUCAGCUCCAACUGCAGUUCAAGCUCCAAAAGCUGAACCAGCGCCACCUCGCCCUCAAGUAGAACCACCAAGUAGUUACCCAGCUGGUCCUUCAGCGAAAGAGAAAUUUGUAAAAGGCCUGAGGAAAACGUUAGAAGUGAUGUGUUAUCUGAGCAGCGUCUUGAAUCUCUUACGGGAUUACAUCAAGUUCUAG
This is a messenger RNA of Trichobilharzia regenti, 312 nucleotides long. The record is from the annotation of a GenBank genome assembly. Lineage: Eukaryota; Metazoa; Platyhelminthes; Trematoda; Strigeidida; Schistosomatidae.